Parus major (Great Tit) is the source of this 3343-nucleotide messenger RNA. Its product is annotated as synaptosomal-associated protein 47-like. Bases 1727 to 2929 code for a protein of 400 amino acids. The record is from RefSeq and is a predicted model, not a curated record. Gene Ontology annotation, molecular function: syntaxin binding; SNAP receptor activity. Gene Ontology annotation, cellular component: SNARE complex; plasma membrane. Gene Ontology annotation, biological process: exocytosis; synaptic vesicle fusion to presynaptic active zone membrane; synaptic vesicle priming. NCBI's taxonomy places the organism in Eukaryota, Metazoa, Chordata, Aves, Passeriformes, Paridae. The transcript has 2 exons.
CAUGCUGGGCUGGGAGCGAGGGAAGGCCGGAAGAGGCCUCGGAAGCCGAGCCAGGAUUUGGAUGUUGGGAUUUGGAAUUUAGGGAUAGGGAAGGGAUGAGCUGGGAGGGGAUUGGGAUAAUCCAAGAAAUUGAUGGAUAAUUGUGAAUUUGUGGGAAUGGGGACUCUUGAGGGAGCUGGGAAUGUUGAUCCCAGAGAAAAGAGGGAUGGCCCUGACAGGAGGGGAAUUCGGGAGCUGCUCCCAGGGAACGGGGACAGGAGGAGAGGAAAAUUGAGGUGGAAUUUUGGGAAAAUUCCUUCCUGGAAGGAGCUGCCCGGGGAGGUUUGGAAUCCCCAUCCCUGGAAGUGUCCAAGGAAUUCCUGGAGGUGGCUCUGGGAUCAGGGACAGGGGGGAUCCGAUGGCCUCCGAGAGCUUUUCCAAGCUCAACAAUUCUGGAAUUCCAUGGGAAGAGAGGGAAGUUCUGGAGCAAAGGAGCCAGAGAAGGGUUUGGGGUUUGUCCUGUGGCUUUUCCAAGUGGGAUUGGGAAAAAUAAGGAAUUCUCUGGGAUGAGGGAAAGAUCCUUUGAGUGCCUGAAGCGAGAGGGAUUUGGGAUAAGGGAUGGAGGGAUGGAACACAGGGAAUGGCUCUCACUGCUUGGAUGGAAAAUCAGGAAUUCCUGGCUGGGAUGGAAUUCCCAGAGAAGCCCCUGGAUCCCUGAAAUGUCCAAGGCCAGGCUGGAUGGGGCUUGGAGCAUCCUGGGAUAGUACAGAGCAGGAAUUCCCAGGAUUUCCAUGGAGAUUCCCACGAUUCCAUCAAGAAUUCCUGGUAUUUCCUCUUUGGCAGAACAGGAAUUCCCAGGAUUUUGUCUGGGAUUCCCAGGAUUUUCUCAGCACCUCUGGCAGAACAGGAAUUCCCAGGAUUCCUCUUGGACAGAACAGGAAUUCCUGGGAUUCUCUGUGGACCUCUGGCAGGACAGGAAUUCCUGGGAUUUCCUCAUACUGGAAUACUGGGAUUUCCUGGAGAAUACUGGGAAUUCCUGAGGAAUAUUGGGAAUUCCCAGGGAAUGCUGGGAUUUCCUGGAGAAUAUUGGGAAUUCUCAGGGAAUAUUGGGAAUUCCCAGGGAAUACUGGGAAUUCCUGAGGAAUACUGGGAAUUCCUGAGGAAUAUUGGGAAUUCCCAGGGAAUGCUGGGAUUUCCUGGGGAAUACUGGGAAUUCUCAGGGAAUAUUGGGAAUUCCUGGAGAAUUCCUGGAAUACAUGCCUGGAAGUUGAGCUGCCAGAGGGGAAGGGGAAGGAGCAGGGAUUUAGAACAAGGAACAAGCUGGAAUUUUGGGAUCUCCUGGAUUUUCCUCAGCACCCACCAAUCUCUGGGAAUCCGAGGAUGAGCUGGGAAUGGGAAUAUCCCAGGAUAUUCAUGGAAUUAUCAGGAAAACACACAGCCAGUGAUGCCACUGGGCUUUUCCAGAGGAAACCUUGGAUUUUGGGAUUUUCCUCCAUCCCUGCUGCUCUGUGGCAAUCCGAGACGAGCUGGGAAUAUUCCAGGAUAUUCAUGGAAUUACUGGCUGACCCUAUCAAUGGGGUUUUCCAUAGGAAGCCAUGAUUAGAAACAAUUCCCAAUUUCUUUAGCUAUCCCAAAAAACCCCGUUUAUUAAGAAUUCCCAUUUUCCUUACUUUUCCCGCGGAUUCCAGUUGUUCCCGCUGGAUCCGAGAGCGUUUCCCGGGACAAGGAAUCCGGGAAGAGCGAGCGGAUGAGCGAGGACAUCCGGAUCCAUUCCUGGCCUUGCUCCUAUUACCUGGACAGCUGCAAACAAUGGAUCCCCGGGAAGCUCUCCCUGACUCCCGUUUCCAUCCGAUUCACGGCUGACAAAAACGGGCAACUCCUGGUGGAUUUCCGACUUUCCGGGAUCAGCGAAAUCAAGAAGGAAUUUUCCCAUUUCGUCUUCAGCUCCUUGACGAUCCUGGAGAAGAGCAGCAAGCACUGGUUCAGUUCCCUGCAUCCCAACAGGAAUGUGGUUUUCAAUAUCCUGGAGCAUUUCUGGAGGGAGCAGCUGCUCUCCGAGGCCGGGGCGGGAGCGGCGUUGGAAUACGGAAAAGGGAAGGAAUUAACGGGAAUGUUGGAGGGAUCCCAGAAACGCCUGCAGGACACGGCCCAGGUGCUGCAUUCCCAAGGGGAACAGUUCGAUUCCAUCAUGAGGGGACUCCACAAAAUCGAGGGGGACAUGGAUGUGGCCGACAGGCUGUUGACGGAGCUGGAAUCUCCUUCCUGGUGGCCCUUCAGCAUCAAACUCUGGAAAAACCCUUUGGAAGCGAAACCGAAGGAAAACCCCUCUCCUCCCGAUCCCAAAAUCCAGGAAGGAAUCCUGCUGAGAAUUCCCGUCAUCAUCACCCACGGGCCAGAUUCCAACGCCAAACCUGCCAAACUCACCGUGUUUUCAUCCGCCUUGGAAAUCAGGGAUUGCAAUUCCCAACUCCUGCAGCGCUUCCAGUCGCGGGAUGUGGAUGAAAUCCGCGUGCACACCCCGUACGAGAUCAGCGUCCGGCAGAGAUUCAUCGGGAAACCCGACAUUUCCUGCCGCCUCCUGGCGGCGCGGAUGCCCGAGGCCAUUCCAAUCCUGCAGAUGCAGUUCAGCAGGAAAAUGCAGUUCUUGGAGGAUGCGCUGGGGUUUGCCGGAGCCGGGAAAUCUCCCCAGGGGGAUUUCUGGCGGGCAGGUGGGUGCUGGCGGGGAAUUCCCGGCUCUGAAGGUUUCUGGGUGUUUGCUGAGGAAUAUUGCAGGGAAUUCCUGGUGAGGAUAAAUCCAGGGAAUGAACUCUGGGUGGCUUUGGAGCCUUUGGUGCUGCUGCUUUUCCUGGAGUUAAUUCCCAGCUGGAAGGAAAUAUCUGAUAUCCAAUAUCCUGGAUCUCAUAUCCAUUGUCCAAUAUUUAAUAUCCCACAUCCCACAUACAAUAUUUAAUAAUCAAUACCUUAUAUCCCAUAUUUAAUAUCUCACAUCCCAUAUCCCAUAUUUAAUAAUCAAUAUCCCAUAUCCCAUAUUUAAUAUCUCACAUCCCAUAGCCAAUAUUUAAUAAUCAAUAUCCCACAUCCCAUAUUUAAUAAUCAAUAUCCCAUAUCCUGUAUUUAAUACCCCAUAUCUGAUAUCCCAUAUCCAAUAUUCCAUGUCCCAUACCCAGUAGUUAAUAAUCAAUAUCCCAUAUCCUGUAUUUAAUAUCCCACAUCCCAUAUUUAAUAAUCAAUAUCCCAUAUCCCAUAUUUAAUAUCCCACAUCCCAUUUCCAAUAUUUAAUAAUCAAUAUCCCAUAUUUAAUAUAUCACAUCCCAUAUCCAAUAUUUAAUAAUCAAUAUCCCAUAUUUAAUAUCUCACAUCCCAU